AUGGCUUACAUAGGCUUACUUGAAAUCUUAAUAGCUUUCCUUGUGUUUAUCUUCUUCCAUUUCUUGAUCCACAAGAAACCCCAUCAAAACUUACCUAGAAACUGGCCUGUUCUUGGGAUGCUUCCCGGUGUGCUCGUCGUGCUCCCCCGGAUUAAUGGCUAUCUCGCAGAGAUUCUCGAAGUCUCCAACUUAACUUUUGUCUUCCAAGGCCCAUGGUUCUCUGGAAUGAACAUGUUGAUCACUGCGGAUCCAGCAAAUGUUCAACACGUUUUCAGUUCCAACUUCUCCAAUUAUGACAAAGGAUCAGAGUUCAAAGAGAUUUUUGACUUUCUAGGAGAAGGAAUCUUCACUGCUGACUCAAAACUCUGGGAAGAGAUGAGGAGAUCCGCACUGGUCAUGCUUAGCCAUCAAGGGUUUCAAAGCUUCUCACUGAAGACCGUCACCAGUAUAAUCAAGAACGGGCUUGUGCCAGUUCUUGAUCAUUUUGCAGAGGUGAAAACAGCUUUCGAUUUACAAGACGUGUUCCAGAGGUUAGCAUUCGAUGUAACCCUAACUCUGGUAACAGGUUACGAUUCCAACACUCUUUCCAUUGAAAUGCCGGAGAACGAGUAUGCGAAAGCUAUGGAUGAUGCUGAAGAAGUAGCUGUGGUUAGACAUGUUAAGCCUAUGCUCUUGUGGAAGCUGCAAAAAUGGUUUGGACUCGGAGAAGAGAAGAAGAUGACAAAAGCUAAUGCUGCUUUUGACAGAUCUUGUGCAAAGUAUAUAGCUGCAAAGAGAGAGGAGAUAAUAAAUCAGAGGAUUCAUCAACACUUUAGUAUUGGAGAAAAAGCUCAUGAUGAGGAUUUAUUAAGCUUCUACAUGAAGUUAGAUACUUCCAAGUAUGAGCUUUUGAACCCAAAAGACGAUAACUUCCUCAAAGACAUCAUCAAGAGUUUCAUGCUUGCCGGAAGAGACGCCAUUGCAACAACUCUCACUUGGUUCUUCUGGCUUCUCUCCAAGAACCCUGACGCUGUGAUCAAGAUCCGUGAAGAGAUCAACACAAAUUCACCACGUUCCGGCAAGAGUUUGGAUCCAGACAAGUUAAACAAGAUGGUAUAUCUACAUGGUGCAUUGUGUGAAGCAUUAAGGCUUUACGCUCCAAUCCCUUUCGAGCGGAAGUCUCCCAUAAAGCAAGAUAUGCUUCCAAGUGGACACAAAGUAGAUGCAAAUUGGAAGAUUCUGUUCUCUGUCUAUGCGUUGGGGAGAAUGAAAGCCGUGUGGGGAGAGGACGCGUGUGAAUUCAAGCCAGAAAGAUGGAUCUCGGAGAGAAAUGGAGGCUUAAAACAUGAACCUUCUUUCAAGUUCUUUGUGUUUAACUCUGGCCCAAGAAAUUGCUUGGGGAAAAAUUUAUCUUUCUUGCAGAUGAAGACAGUGGCUGUUGAGAUCAUACAAAACUAUGACAUCAAGGUCGUUGAAGGGCACAAGAUCGAACCAGCUUCUUCAAUAGUCCUUCACAUGAAACGUGGCCUCAAAGUCACAAUUGCUAAGAGAAGCUUGGUUUCAUAA
Molecule: messenger RNA, 1545 nt
Organism: Microthlaspi erraticum
Lineage: Eukaryota; Viridiplantae; Streptophyta; Magnoliopsida; Brassicales; Brassicaceae
Source: the annotation of a GenBank genome assembly